Austrofundulus limnaeus is the source of this 2682-nucleotide messenger RNA. Its product is annotated as ras-related protein Rab-11B. The record is from RefSeq and is a predicted model, not a curated record. NCBI's taxonomy places the organism in Eukaryota, Metazoa, Chordata, Actinopteri, Cyprinodontiformes, Rivulidae. Gene Ontology annotation, molecular function: GTPase activity; GTP binding.
CAAAUACUUUUAGCUCGGUGAGCCGAGGGCGGCGUUAGCUAGUCGGUAAAUGGAAAGUGUUGCUGAUAUUUGUAGGAAAAGUGUAUGAUAAAAAUAGUCUUUUGAUAUGGGAACUCGAGACGAUGAAUACGACUACUUGUUUAAAGUGGUUCUAAUUGGAGACUCAGGUGUGGGGAAGAGUAACCUGCUGUCCCGAUUCACAAGAAAUGAGUUCAACUUGGAGAGCAAGAGCACCAUCGGGGUGGAGUUCGCCACCCGCAGCAUCCAGGUGGACGGAAAGACGAUCAAAGCUCAGAUCUGGGACACAGCGGGACAGGAGCGCUACAGAGCGAUCACCUCAGCAAAAGAACACUCUGUCAUUCAUUGAAACCUCAGCUUUGGACUCCACCAAUGUAGAAGAAGCUUUCAAGAACAUUCUUACAGAAAUCUACCGUAUGGUAUCUCAGAGGCAAAUAUUGGACAGAUCAGCACACGACGAUUCACCAGGCAACAACGUUGUGGAUAUCAGCGUCCCCCCAACGAUGGAUGGGCARAGAGGAAACAAACUCCCCUGCUGCCAGAGCCUGUGAUUCCCUGCUGUUUCUCCCAGUCCUUCCUGUCUUCACACCUGCUUUACUUCAACCGUCAUGUUCCCUUCUGUCAUCAAAAUUCUUACAUUUCACGUUUCCUUUUGCUGUUUUUCCUCCUCUUUGAUUUGUAAACACCCUGUGUGAAAUGGAUUUCUGCCUCUGGGUAACCAGGUGAACGGGUGUAAAGCUUUUCUGUGCGUGCUUACUUUUCCGGUUCAUCCAUACGCCUAUUUUCAGUAAGAAAGCUGCGCACGCUUUGAUCCAUGAGGUCCCAGAUGAUUGAUCCUGUUGACCCGCUGCUGGUGAGGGAUCAGCAGGCCGGCUUUAUAACGUGGAGCGUGAAAUGAAAAGUUUCUGAUUUUGUUUGUCUGGCUGUAAAAGAGGAUCUGAGCAGGAGGUUUGUAAUGGAGGAGUGAUGUGGAGUCUGCAGUUUCCAGUUUCUGCUUUGAGUCCUUUGCCCUUUCUAGCAUGAAAUUAGCAUCAACCAGGCUCCAGACUCGGUUGUGACUGACUGACUUAGAAUGGGCAAAUGURACGUUACUGUUUUAAUUUAAUUUAUUUUUAUUUGUAUGUCUUUAUUUUAGUGCACAAAAAUACCAAAGGAAACUGUUGCAAUCAAAAAGAAAAAAAUAAUAAUUAGGCAUUUUUUYAUUCAUGCCUCUUCCAUGCUGCUGAGUCCAAACUAAUUGAAAAAUGUUAAUUAUUAAARCAAUUAAUUGUUUGACUGAAAUCCGAUUAUCUGCUUCUUAUUUUAUGAGUUGAUUCAGAUCAAACUUAAAGGAAUAGUUUGAUUAUUUUUUAAGCAGGGUUAUGUAGAGAUGUUAGCAGUAGUCAGUAUCUUACCUGCAGUAAAUGCCCGUCUUGAAUUGGAGAAAUAACAACUUUGACAUAAAACAAUUCCCACAACAUAGCAGCAAAAACGAGCCCUGCUUUAAUGUUUAGAAAUCAUCAAUCAUCAUCAGCUACGUUCCCCCCCCCCCCAAAAGAUGGGAGGGUUUUUACUUGAAGCGGGUGUCGUGGAACCAGAGGGGUGUGGAGUGUAGCAUAGCAGUGCUUAGGUAAAGCGCUAGACAGAACGUGUUUCAGACGGUUCCCAUUCUAAAUCUCACAUCCAACCGGCCACACCGACUCCUUCAUCGGUACAUCACACCCUUGAGCCGUGAUUCAGGCUCGCUCUAGGCAGUUUUGCAUUGURAARCUCGGCUCGGCCUUAUUCUAUCCCYACCCUGUUUGUGUUUGCGUUGAGCGGAAAGCAACGCAAUGUGGGCAUGAUAAUCACAUGAAUAUUAUUUCGUUUUACUUGCAACACAACAAUAAUCGACUACACCAAACUCGAAGAAGUACCAAAUACUGAAGACUGCGAAGACGUUCAGAGAGGCGUUCUUUUAAGAUCACAAAGACCUGCUUUACUGUUUGUUCCACUCUAAGCUGAAACCUGUUACUGUUGUCUCUACAGAACCUCCCUUCAAACAUUUCAAACUAUGUCACAAUUUUUUCUAAAAUACAGUCAUUAUUACACCACUGUCCACUGAUUUCAAUUAAAUUAAUUCCCUCUUUAUUUUUAAUAUCUCAACAUUUUUAUUAUGAAGAAACCCUUUUCUGCUAAUUCCAAGGUUGGUCUUGUUACCUCCGCCAAGGUUGUCGGUCUGCACAAGAUUGCUCAAAAAGUUAUGAACGUAUUUUCAUAAAACUUUCAGGGCAUGCUGGGGUUGUGUCACAAAGAACAACUCACUCUUAUGUGCGUACCUUAUUUAUGUUUUGUUUUUCCUUUAACUGUUGUUGAUUUUAUGCAUUUCUAGAACAGGACUGGAUAAAAAUGUGUGUAGUUUGAAAACAUUUCAAAAUGGUUACAAUUUUAAGCAUUUUAUGCCGAACAUCAACUGUUUGCUAGUUAAGGGAUGGUAUGUAGRAACAAACACAAAAUGUCAGUUUUACCAGGUGGAUGAAAUGCCUUUAUUCAUGUACUCUGUUUUAAAACUUUGACAUGAUUUAUUCAAUACUUUGUGAUUGUUAACUUUUCUUUAGACUAUGUGCAUGUAAAAUUAGCUAAUGGCUUACUGUGCUAUUUUAGCAUCACUCAAACUAUUGAAAUAAAAAACUAUUGGAUUACAUG